AUGGAUGUGAUUUCUCAAACUGAAAAUAUUGAACGACGAAACGGAGAAAAGAUAGUAGGAAUACAAGACCUAUCAUUAAUUAAAAACAGAGAUGACACACAACAAAUGAUAGAGGAAAUAGACGAAUCAGUGGAACUAAAUUCCGAGAGAAGAAGGAAUUUAGAAGAUAAAAUAAGAAUGCUUGAAGAGAAUGAAGCUGAUCAUCAAAGGCGAGUAGCUCGACUGGAGGGAGAGAUUUUUGGGCAGGAUGGGCAGAUUAAAAAAUUAACGAGAGAUGUCCAAGGAUUCCAAACCCAACUAGUAGAAACGCAAAAUAACCUCGAGGAAACACGAAACGAACUGAGAAGAACGCGAAAUAAUCUCGUGGUUACACAAAACAAACUUACAGAAACGCAAAAUGUGUUAACAGAAAUACGAAAUGAUCACGAAGAAACUAAAAACAAAUUAAAGGCAAUAGAAAGUGCUCUUCAUACAGGCCAGAUUGCCUUCGACUUCGAGAAGGACCUUGCCACAUACAUCUACCCACAUGAUAAGAAAUUCGGAUCCCGCAAAAUAUUUACAAACAUGAAGGAAUGGCUGGAAAAGAAAAAGAAUACGGAAGAAGGAAGUGAAGCAAACACAAAGUGGAAUGAAUUGCAGAAAGAGUUCUCGUGGUCAAGUGAACACGAAAGAGUAUUUUUUAAACUGCUCGAGUCUAGAAAAGAGUGUGCGCAUCCACAAGUUGAUCGGAAUGGGGUUCAAUCGGAAAUUCCUGACAGCUUCACUGACCAGGAAAAGAAAUGCAUUACAGAUAUCAUGGAUAUCAUUGAUCGAGUGAACGAACUAAUGUAG
Paramuricea clavata is the source of this 831-nucleotide messenger RNA. NCBI's taxonomy places the organism in Eukaryota, Metazoa, Cnidaria, Anthozoa, Malacalcyonacea, Plexauridae. The record is from the annotation of a GenBank genome assembly.